Molecule: messenger RNA, 2912 nt
Organism: Mugil cephalus (flathead mullet)
Lineage: Eukaryota; Metazoa; Chordata; Actinopteri; Mugiliformes; Mugilidae
Gene: pals2a
Product: protein associated with LIN7 2, MAGUK p55 family member a
Exons: 14
Coding region: 358-1983 (541 amino acids)
Cellular component (GO): plasma membrane; cell-cell junction
Molecular function (GO): protein binding
Source: RefSeq, a predicted model, not a curated record
GCGUCUGUCUGUGUUGAUGGUGCCGGGGAGGAGAGAAGGGGCGCAGCCAGGCAGGCACACUGGAAAUGAGCUAACAAGUGACUAUUGCGCAACUGAUCGGCGAAUUAUGAAACUCUGAAAUGAAGGAAAAGAGCACGGAAGCUUGACUGGAUACAGAAUCGACGUAGACACUGGUCAUGUGAUUGACCUGGCCAGUCAGAAUAGCUGCAUAUCACAAUAUUAUUGAAUGAAAAGGAGAAGUCCGGACAAUGAAGCUGACUGAUCUGCUUUUAUUAAUAUUCCUGAUGAAUGUUUUGUAGAAAACAUGGGCUUUGGUGUUGGAAUACUGCACUGAUGAUUUGAACAUAGUUUGUAGCCAUGCAGCAGGUACUGGACAACCUGAAAGACCUGCCACCAGGCACAGGAGCUAAAGAUAUUGACCUCAUCUUCCUCAGAGGCAUCAUGGAGAGCCCCAUUGUCCGCUCCCUCGCUAAGGCCCAUGAGCGUCUUGAGGAAGUUAAGCUACAAGCUGUGCAGGACAACAACGUGCAGCUGGUCACAGAAAUCUUAGAUUCCCUCAACAACCUGCCAGAAAAAGAUGCUGCCACGAGCGAGCUUGCCAGAAUUCUCCAAGAGCCUCACUUUAAGUCUUUGAUAGAGGCUCAUGACAAAGUGGCUGCGAAGUGCUAUGAAACGCCCCACGCUCCGGUUAACAGCAACUCCUUGAUGACGAGUUCGCUCAUGCCAGCCGAUGCUGUCAGAAUGAUCGGCAUCCAGAAGAAAGCAGGGGAGCCACUGGGUGUGACGUUCCGCGUGGUGCAGGGAGAGAUGGUGAUCACAAGGAUCCUGCACGGCAGCUCGAUUGACAGGCAGGGCAUGCUGCACGCUGGGGACAUAAUCCGCGAAGUGAAUGGUCGUGAGGUCGGGAGCGACCCCCACGAACUCCAGGAGUUGCUGAAGGACUGCAAUGGGAGCAUCACACUGAAGGUCCUGCCGAGCUACAGGGAGACGCCGGCACCGCCACAGGUUUAUCUUAAGCCACAUUUCAACUACAACCCAACCACAGACAACUUGAUCCCAUGUAAAGAGGCAGGUCUGGCAUUCUUCAAAGGAGACAUACUUCACGUAGUCAACAAGGAGGACCCAAACUGGUGGCAGGCACGCAAGGUUGUUGGUGGAGCCACUGGUCUCAUCCCUAGUCAGUUCUUGGAGGAAAAGAGGAAAGCCUUUGUGAGAAGAGACUGGGACAGUACUGGAAACGGGAUGCUCUGCGGAACUCGAACUUCCAAAAAAAAGAAGAAAAAAAUGAUGUACCUCACUUCAAAAAAUGCAGAGUUUGACCGGUAUGAGCUGCAGAUCUAUGAGGAAGUAGCCAAAAUGCCCCCGUUCCAGAGGAAAACGCUGGUUCUGAUUGGAGCGCAGGGAGUUGGGAGGCGGAGCCUGAAGAACAGACUUAUUGUCUUGAAUCCUCUGAGAUAUGGAACCACUGUCCCCUUUACGUCUCGUCGUCCCAGAGAAGAGGAGAAAGACGGCCAGAACUACUGUUUUGUGACCCGGGAGAGGAUGGAGAUGGACAUCAAGGAGAGCCGUUACUUGGAGCACGGCGAGUACGAUGGCAACCUGUACGGCACCAAAAUCGACUCCAUCCAUGAGGUGGUAAACGCCGGUCGCACCUGCAUCCUAGAUGUGAACCCACAGGCCCUGAAGGUGUUGAAGACUGCUGAGUUCAUGCCGUUUGUGGUGUUUAUCGCUGCUCCUGAACUGGACACACUAAGAGCUAUGCACAAAGCAGUGGUAGACGCUGGACUUACCACCAAACUACUCACAGAGAAUGAUUUGAAGAAAACUGUGGAUGAGAGUGCCAGGAUCCGCCGUGCAUACAGCCACUACUUUGACAUGACUAUUGUCAAUGACAAUCUGGACAAGGCCUUUGAUAAGCUGCAGGAGGCGGUAGAGCGGUUAUUCAUAGAGCCACAGUGGGUUCCAGUCAGCUGGGUUUACUGAUGUCUUACCUUCUACUGGACUGACGUCGCUGUUCCAAAACUUCCAGACCGAUGAAAGGGGAUUUAACACCGUGCUGCACAGGCAGGUAGAGUGUUGGACAUCAACCCUGUCUGAAUUUGGGUCUCGCACAAAAGCUGCAUUGGAGUCACCUUGACCUGAACUGCCUGAUUCCUUUCUAGCACACUAUGCAACUCACGACGCACAGGAAGUGCACUUAUUUAUUGGCAAGUAUUUUUUAAAAACAAGUCUUCUAUUCAAAAGGAUUGGAAGAAUACACCGGCACAUCUGUGUCGGAUUAUUUUGAAAGCGGUUUCUGCCAUUUCCUGUUUUAAUUUUACAUCCGUUUAAGUUGGAUAAAUUCUAUUUAUUCUGCAAAAAUGAGGGCUCGCUCAUUGAAAAGUAUGAUACCUCAGUGUUACAGUUUACAGUGAAUACGUCCAGUAAUUUAUCUCAUUUUGUCACUACGAACUCGUCAUCAUUCAUGUAGAAUAUUUACAACAUAUUUUCCUCUGGAAGGCAACAUUUACGCCCCGAUGUCUUUUCAGUUGAACCUCACGCGUGGGCCAGUCACUGUAUGAUGUUAUACAAGGAGAAAAGCAAUACUGUAGUGUUUCCCCAUCAUUUCUCUUUCUCUCAAGCACAAAAAGGACAUUGUCAGAAUAUUGGAUCAUUUAGGCAUUUUGACUGUUAGACCGAUUGAUUUGAUGCUGUGUUUGAAAGGAAAAAAACGAAAACAUUGGACUCCUGAACAGGGUACUGCAACUCAGUGAACCAUCCCUUUUUGAUGUGAUUUUACUAAAAACUUAACAAAUUUUAAAUAAAGUUCAUAUUUACUGAUUUAAAAAAAAAAAGAGAAGAAGUAUAUUUUACAAGAUUUCAGAUAAGAUGUAUUUUCAGAUGUCAAAUAAAUAACUGGUGUUUUCUAAGGA